Actinia tenebrosa (Australian red waratah sea anemone) is the source of this 2844-nucleotide messenger RNA. RefSeq lists its product as uncharacterized. NCBI's taxonomy places the organism in Eukaryota, Metazoa, Cnidaria, Anthozoa, Actiniaria, Actiniidae. Gene Ontology annotation, cellular component: nucleus. Gene Ontology annotation, biological process: regulation of transcription by RNA polymerase II; regulation of nervous system development. The record is from RefSeq and is a predicted model, not a curated record. Gene Ontology annotation, molecular function: DNA-binding transcription factor activity, RNA polymerase II-specific; RNA polymerase II transcription regulatory region sequence-specific DNA binding.
AAAAACUUGGUAAUCGGAUAAGAGACGUAGAAUUCUGAAGGCAUCUUAAUAGUGCCUCUUCUUCCUGCACAAUCUGCUAUGCGGCCAUCAACUUCAAACAUGCAGAACAACGCCAUUUCGUUCUCAAUAGAUUCAAUUAUAUCCAGAAGUGACCCUCCAAAAGAAAAGCACUUGACAGAAAUGAAGCCACUAAUACCAAGCAAUGCUCGAAUAGCAGAAGUAAACGAUUCGCCUGUGCAAACACUCCACUGUGAAGACCAAUGUGUGAACCUCCAAAAAGACGCCGAUAAAACGAACGAUGGACGCGAGUUUGAAGAAAGCAAAUCUACUGAAGAUAAAGACGAUUCUAUUCAUUCAGAAAAUUCUGACGAUUCGCAAACAAGCUUGAAAGAAAACCAAGAUACGGCAAUGACAGAAAACGAAGCCUGUGAAUGUGUGGACGAAGAUGGUCUCGAAGGAUCAAAACAUCGACGCAAAAGAACUGCAUUUACAAGCCAGCAACUAUUGGAACUCGAACGAGAAUUUUACAACAAAAAGUAUGUGUCAUUAGAGGAGAGAUCUCAUAUCGCAACGAACUUAAAAUUAACCGAAGUUCAGGUUAAAAUAUGGUUUCAAAAUCGAAGAGCGAAAUGGAAACGUGUGAGAUCACUAGCCCACCCUGCUCAUGGUAAUCGUAAGUUGAACACUCCUAAACUGGUUGUUCCAAUACCAGUACAUGGCAAUCGAUUCGCUGUUAUGAACCAAAUGAACGCGUCUUGAACUGGACAAACAGUGGUAGUAUUUUAUGUACAUAUUUGAUCAAUGGAUAGAGAAUUAUUUUACAAAAGAUUGGUUGCAACAAUCUCAAUCAAGAGCUCUCCUCCUUGCUUGUGUGAUGAGAAUGGUUCUUGUACAACAUGCCUAUAAAUUGAACUCUCAUAUCGAAUCAUUGUUUAUAAAAAUAGUUUGGUUUCCAAUUUUAUGGAGCUUAUUUCAGUUAAUGAACUUGGUUGGAAAAUGUGUACCAAGAAUCGAUGAAAAUAUUCUAAUAAAUCAACUCGGUUGCUUAGAGUUUUCAAGUUGCAAUCGAUAGUAAAUCUGAGUGAGUUUACGAGCUUAGUAAGCAAUAGGCUUGAAGUUUUCAAGCUUCGUUCAUUCUUAAAGCCACUAAUCCCUAUUUAGGACACUUUGAAUGUUGUGCUCAGCAUUUUUGGACUUCUCUCUUCCAUUAUAGCUUUUGUAUUUUGUGCGCAAGCACCUUCGAGCAGUUCUUUGAAUUCUCUAACUACAUCAUAGUUUACAAACAAUGCUGGACUCAGUUUAGGUAUUUUCUCUGGUUUCUAUGAACGUUUUGCCGUCAACUUUCACACUCUUUCGGUGCCUGUUCGUCUGUGUUUACAGCCAUUUGAGAAGUUUGUGUGAUUAAAACGUGUUAGAGUGUGAAAACGACUUGUUAUCCUCUUCCUUUGAUAAGCAAGCGCGGCGUUCUCCUUUACUAAGAUUUUUGUAGUCCUGCAUUCAACAAACUUUGAUAACAAUUAUGCAUUACGACAAGUUGUAAAUUAAUUCCGUAAUCAAGAUAAAAUGAUUAAUAUAAUGGAUCUUUUGGAUUUAUUUUUUCUUUUUUACAAUAAUUAAGCUUCGUUCAAAACUGAUUCAGUAACAAAGCAACAGUUUACUAAAACUACAUCAGGUUUGCGCUGUGUUUCUAUGCAACGUUUCAUACCGAGUUUGGCGUUGUAUUCCAUGAAUUGUUUUACUCUUUUAUCCCUCAUAGUUGUAGCUUAUUUUUCUGGGUUUUACUUAAGACUCACAUACAUUUUCUCUACGAGCUAUUUCAUGACAAGCUAGAAUUUUGAACAACAUUUGUGUAUCUCUACAUUUCGUCUUCUUACAUUUCCUCCUUUUGAAUAGCCAGUUUUAAUUUUUUGACUUAUCAAAAUAGUCUAUAUAAUACUAUUCUCGAUGUUUGUUGGUAAAGGAAGUCAAACGCACAGUGGCAACACAGAAAAAUAGCCAUUCAUAUAGUGGGUUGUUAUUGUUUGUGGCAGUAAGCAUGAACCCUGAGAAGACUCAAGUGUCAAGGAUAUCAUUUUUGUGUCACCAAAAUUAUUUUUUAUUAUAAAUUUAUUUGAAGUUAGUUCCUGGAAAGAACUCGAAAUCAAGAACCAAUUUCAUUACUCGAUCUGCUAACUGGGUUGUGAAAUACUUUUUUGCAUAAAAACAUGCGUAAAAAAGAGCCGCAUUAGAAACUAUAGGUUAGUAUUAGAGAAAAAAUGUCGAAAAAUACCACGGGAAAGAAGAUUGUUUAGUUUGUCAAAACUCCUGUUUCGAUUGGACUAUACUUAGAAUCGAAGUUUUUAUCUAUAAGAAGUUACUUGGAGUGGAGAUUAAUGUUCAUAUUUCUCUGGGAAGAUAGAUUCGAAUUAUAAUAUAAUAUACUCAAACAUUUUGUUUUGAAAUCUUGAUUUAUAAACGUUAAGUCAAUUGUCAAAGUUUUAGACAAAAAUGAAUACACGGUUCUUUAAAUUUAAAUGAAUAGUUCUUCACCCUCUGUUACAAAACUAGCUUGAAAUUCGUUCUAGUGUGAACACAGAAAAGUAUGGUUUUAUGGCAGAGACAAGAAUAGCUGGCUUGAAUAAAAAACAGCUUGCCUCACCAUCCCACCUCAUUAAUGACUUAAUUCAAUUAUAGCUAUAUCCUUUUAGCUCAGUUCUGAUAACACAAAAGACCUACCAUAAUUUGAAUUGUUUUUGUGUUGUAUUUUGAAACAGUAAAAGUGAGAACCCAAUUGCUUUUUUAGAGAAUCCAAUUCACUGUAAAAAUAGUUUUCUCGAGAAGCCAUUAAAGUGUUGAAGGAAACCA